AUGAAGAACAACGAUCUCGAGGAAGGAGAUAUCGAGACGGUGCUUGACACUCAUAAUUUUUAUCGCGUCGUCGUAGCGAACGGCAAGGAGAGCCGUGGUAAUCCCGGUCCGCAGCCCGCCGCCAGGACCAUGAUGGAAUUGAUCUGGGACGACGAACUCGCCGUUAUAGCGCGUCGAUGGGCGUUGCAGUGCAAGCUCUUCCAGAAGGAUCAGUGCCGAGACGUUGAACGAUUUGGAGUAUGGCAGAACGUAAACGUGCUCGACAUGGACAGCGUGGAAAGUGGCACGAGCAUAGAGAGAAUUCACUUUCAUAUUGCAUCGUGGUACGACGAGGUGGAAGACUUCGACAAUGCGGAAGUCGGGUAA
This is a messenger RNA of Dinoponera quadriceps, 366 nucleotides long. RefSeq names its product venom allergen 3-like. The record is from RefSeq and is a predicted model, not a curated record. NCBI's taxonomy places the organism in Eukaryota, Metazoa, Arthropoda, Insecta, Hymenoptera, Formicidae. The transcript is spliced from 3 exons. The coding region runs from base 1 to 366 and encodes 121 amino acids.